AUGUCGAAGCGAACAAGUGCCGGCGCCCCCAACGGCGGCCGCCUCGACAAGGACGCCGCUCUCGUGAACCAGCCCGCCGUCGACAAGCAAAAGACGCUGCUCUCCGCCGACGUCGGCCAUUUCUCCCUCGUCCGCGCCAUGCACCUGGCCGAUCUCAUCACCCUCAUGAACGGCUUCUGCGGCGUCAUGUCCAUCUUCUCCUCGCUGCGCUACUGCCUCGACGCCGAUCCCUCCGCCCACGGAAACCUCUGGCUCGCGCUCUACUUCCUGCCCUUUGGCUUCUUCUUUGACGCCUUUGACGGCAAGGUGGCGCGCUGGAGGAAGAAGAGCAGCCUCAUGGGCCAGGAGCUCGACUCUCUGGCCGAUCUGAUCUCCUUUGGCGUCGCCCCCGCAAUGGUCGCAUUCACCAUCGGCCUCCGCUCCGUCGCCGACACGCUCGCCCUGACUUUCUUCGUCCUCUGCGGCCUCACCCGCCUCGCCCGCUUCAACGUCACCGUCGCCGUCCUACCCAAGGACGAGUCGGGCAAGAGCAAGUACUUUGAGGGCACCCCGAUCCCCACCUCGCUCGCCCUUGAUGGCGUCAUGGCCUACUGGUUGCACAAGGGCUGGAUCCUCGACGCCGUCCCCUGGGGCGUCUGCUUUGAGGGCACGUCGCUCGAGUUUCACCCGGCCGUGCUGAUCUUUGUCCUCCACGGCUGCCUCAUGACCAGCAAGACGAUUCGCAUACCCAAGCCUUGA
Cordyceps fumosorosea ARSEF 2679 is the source of this 738-nucleotide messenger RNA. Its product is annotated as CDP-diacylglycerol--serine O-phosphatidyltransferase, fungal. Gene Ontology annotation, cellular component: membrane. The record is from RefSeq and is a predicted model, not a curated record. The transcript has 4 exons. Gene Ontology annotation, molecular function: phosphotransferase activity, for other substituted phosphate groups. NCBI's taxonomy places the organism in Eukaryota, Fungi, Ascomycota, Sordariomycetes, Hypocreales, Cordycipitaceae. Gene Ontology annotation, biological process: phospholipid biosynthetic process. Bases 1 to 738 code for a protein of 245 amino acids.